AUGGAUUAUCAUGAUAACUCUCUUGGGAACUUAGAAAAACGAAAACAAGCCAACCUUAUCGUGCAGGACAAAAUUGACGACAUCAUCAAGCCAUCAACAAAGUUUAAUGUUGCCAAAAAUGACACUGUAUAUCUUGUCGAGUGUUUUGAUGUGGUUGAACUUGAUAAGCUUAACUUGAAACGCUUUGUUGAGCAACAUGUUGCUAAUGUGAUUGAACUUGUCAUUGCAACGUUGAAAGUGUCUUCGUUAGAAGCCAAUGAUGAUCUAUCAAAUCAAGAGGUGGUACUUAGCUGUGUACCUAUUCUCAGUAAACUCACCUUUCCACCCACUAAUUCUCACUUCCCCAAGUCAACAACUGCUUCUCUUCUCUUCAUCAUGCCUUCUUCUACAUGUAGUGCAACCACCACCAUCACCAUCACCACCUCCAACAACAACAACAACACUUUGUGCUUGAAUAGUAGUGAGAAGUGCAAAAUGUCAAAGAAAGAAGGCUCAUCAAGCACCACUUCCCCUCUCAUGAAGAAUUCCUCCUCUCAGAGGAAGUGUGCUUUUGCUAGAAAGUGUGCAAGGUUGGUCAAAGAGCAAAGGGCUCGUUUCUACAUCAUGAGACGCUGUGUCAUUAUGCUCAUAUGCUGGCAUGAUACAAAAGUGAAUGGGUGUACUAGAGAUAUAUACAUGUUUGGAACGAACAAAGGGCCAAGCAGCAAAGAUGUCGUUUCCUCGGUCAAAGUAAUGUUAUUAUUUUAUGACUUCGGGAAUGGCAGGCUGGCACAGACGCUGACAAUGGCAUCACAAGCCAUAGAGCAACACAUGGACUCUCAGUCCCUCGGACACGACAUUUCAAAAUUUCGAAAAUUUCAGUGUGAUAUCUUGAUACUAGAAACUGAGAUUCUCAAGAAAAAAGAAAUCAAACAAGUCAAAGGCAAUAACAACCCGUGGGUGGGCCCAGUUGAAAAGUGGUUGGGCUGGGCCCAAGGACAUGGUCAACGGUCACAUCAACAAAAGGUUGCCACGUGUUGGUUUGGAAUUGGAGCUUGGGGAAAAGAGGAAGAUAGAAAAAUUGGUAUGAAGGCGGUGUUGAAGAUGGAAAGAGUGUGUGAUGUGAGUGCGAAGCAGAGACACUCAGACACCGCGCACGCACACUGA
This is a messenger RNA of Sphenostylis stenocarpa, 1146 nucleotides long. The record is from the annotation of a GenBank genome assembly. Lineage: Eukaryota; Viridiplantae; Streptophyta; Magnoliopsida; Fabales; Fabaceae.